CAGCGCACGGUGUAGACACGCGCGCCAAAGCUUCCAUCCCUUUCCAUGCGUUCUUAAACUGCGGACUGCGCUCUCUGCUUAAAAUUGGAAAUUAUUGCUGUUCGUGAAAUAAACGUUUUAUUGACUACAUUUUAUUCAGUUAAUAGUAUUCAAUUAUGAUUAGAGCUUUUUGUCACAAGUCGAGAAGCUGACGACUCAUGGGGAUAUAGAAACGUAACAUGGUUUUAGGACCCGGCGUUUACACUUGGAAAUGGGUGUUUUUGUAUUCAUGAGCAUAUAAAUCUGAGCUUGGAAGGCCAGAUGGCGAUGAUGGAGGAGGUCAACAUUAAUGAGAGGGACAGCAUGCCAAAGCGGAUUGCUCUCAUCUGCUUUUUAUCUCUGGUCAUGCUGAUGACUGUUUUGGGAAACCUCCUUGUCAUGGUAGCCGUCUGCAAGGACAGACGGCUUAGAAAAAUCAAGACCAACUACUUCAUAGUGUCGUUGGCGUUUGCCGACCUGCUGGUCUCAGUCCUGGUGAUGCCGUUUGGUGCCAUCGAGCUGAUCCAUCAGAACUGGAUUUACGGAGAGACGUUCUGUCUAGUUCGAACCUCACUGGAUGUUCUCCUGACUACCGCCUCUAUCAUGCACCUCUGCUGCAUCGCCCUGGACAGGUAUUAUGCCAUUUGCUGUCAGCCCCUUGUCUACGGAAACAAAAUGACACCACUGAGAGUGGCUCUGAUGAUGAGUGGAUGUUGGGUGAUUCCCGCUGUUAUAUCCUUCCUGCCUAUCAUGCAGGGAUGGAACAGUAUUGGAAUAGACCACUUGAUAGAGGCGAGGCAACAAAGCAGCGAGGGCAGUAACUCAACGCUGUGCGUCUUCAUGGUCAACAAACCGUACGCCCUCACCUGCUCUCUGGUAGCCUUUUACAUCCCGCUGGGCCUCAUGGUCUUGGCCUACCAGCGCAUAUAUGUCACUGCUCGUGCUCAUGCACGCCAGAUCAGCAUGCUCCAGAGGGCGGGGGGUGCCAAUGCCUCGGACAGCGCUGACAACCAGCGCAACCAUCGCAUGCGGACGGAAACCAAGGCAGCCAAGACUCUUUGUAUUAUUAUGGGCUGUUUCUGCUUGUGCUGGGCACCGUUUUUCAUCAUCAACGUGGUGGAUCCAUUCAUAGACUACAGCGUGCCAGAUAAACUGUGGGCAGCAUGUCUGUGGCUGGGAUACAUCAACUCCAUGCUCAAUCCCAUCCUCUACGCCUUCCUCAACAAGUCCUUCAGACGUGCCUUCCUCAUCAUUCUCUGCUGUGGCAGGAAGCGAUACAGGAGACCCUCCAUCUUAGGCCCUGGAACCCCCUGCACUGCUACGCAGGUCAACGGAUCCACUCAUGUACUCAAGUAUUCCGCCCUGCACAACGGGAACAAUACUGAACCAGAGAAACCUUCUCUACAAAACGACACUGAGUCACAGGAGUCCUGCUUCUGACAGCGACUGACUACAAUUCUCCUAGAACAAGAUAAUGCUUCAGGAUCAAAACUUCAGACUGCCUGCACUUAUUUUCCAGGUCUGCCAGUUGUGGGAAUGAAAGGCUAUGGCACAGCAAGCUGAAGAUCAUCUGGAUUGUAAUCCAAAACAGCAAAAACAGAUUUUAGUAUUGGCUUUGUCAGAAUAGUUGAGUCAAAAAAAGCUACUUGAUAUUGUAUUAUCAUUUACUUCUUUGAACCUCUCCUUUACAUUACUUUGAGGGAGUAACUACUUUCUUAAUUGUUCCCUAUAGUUCCCUUUUUCCCCCUUCGGAAAGCAAAUUCUAAUGGUGAUGAAAUUUAUAACAAUGUCACUAAGUAAUCCUUUCAAUAGGGUAUACUGAUCAAGGUUGUAAAGCUCCACAACAUUAAUGCACUUACUCUAUUGACAUGGAAGUGUUUGUUUGAAAUGUUGACGUGGAUUUAUUUUCUUUUUUUUAUUCCAGCACAUUGCCCUGUCCUCUAUACCUAGCAGAAUACCCUGUAACUCAUUUUUGAGGUUUUGCACAACUUUCAAAAGCAGAAUGUUGAAGGUAAUUUAUUUCUUUUUAAUUAUUUUGUGUCGUUAUAAUCAGUCAUUGCCCAAUAUUGGAGGUCAAUAUAAGCUUCAACACACUAAUUGAACAAUUCCAUGACCAUCACUUCGUUCUGACUAGUAAAAAAAUCAGUUGUCACCAGUUCAUUCAUAUUAAAAUUGGGCAUUAUAUUAUGCCUAUCACUGAUAUUGUGCUUCCAUUGUGUGUGUGGUUGGAAAUGAUCUCAUGUAGGAUUGUGCGAUGUAUUUGUGUGAAUAGUGGACCAUGUGUGAACACUGCCUAUGUCACACCAACAAUGUCACACAUUUGAUCAUUUAUGCUUUGGGUAAAUGUUAUAUUGCUUGGGUAAGGAUGUGUCUUGUCCAAAGUUGCAUCCCAUUUGUUCUUAAAACAUCUCUUGCCUUGAUAACCAUGUGCCAGAAUGUAGUAUAAAGGCGUUUCUCAGCCAUUUAUAUUUAUGAAUAUGUAUUAUAGAUCUUCUUUAAAUGUGGGUCACAGCACAUUAGGCCAGAUCCUACCUAUACAGUACUCCGUCAAUGUAAACAAUGGCUUUUUCUCAUUAAGUGUUUUUUUGGGCAUACUCUGAACAAAACAUCUUAUGAUUUCAUAAGAAGCCCAAAAGGAUUCUUAUCAUUCCAGUAUGUAAAAAAAGCAUGAUUUUGACACUUAAUGAUGGUGCUUCCUUCAGUGUUAACCCAAUUGAUCAAGAGUACUUUUGUACCUAAAGAAAGUAUUUAUAACUACAUGAUCAUAAAAGUGCUAUCAUGUACACACCUUUCCCAAUUUUGUGUCAGAUAUGGCUAGUUCAGUCAAGAAACUAAUGUAUUAGAUUGAGCAUUUAUUGAUAACCAUGACAUGGACAUAGAUCUGACUUUGGCGGAGUGGAUGAUCUAAGGGAAGCACUCCCUGCCUCCUCGAUGCUACGCAUGCAUACAUGAAAUAUGAGGCAGGAAGCAAUAGAGAUUUAAUCCCCCUGAACGAUAGAACAUACUGACAGCAUGGGGGAGAAGGGGAUGGUGGAGGGUGGCAGCAGCACUGAUCAUACAGAAACCGGGGUUGAAUGUGUGCGUAUCCGCGCUGCUUUUUAAUGCCUCCUUAUCGGACGUAGUCCAAUGGGCUUGUGCUGGCUAACACAGGUGUAGUAAUUAGUGGAUGACGCGCGUUGCCCGAGUCCCAUGCCUGAACUAGCUCCGCUCAUGAAUGGUGGGACAAAGUUCUUUAAGUUAAAACAGUUUUUUCCCUUGGAUGGUUGCAAACAUUACGAAGCCAAUAGCUUUAAUGCUCUCAUCCUCACCCAACCAGCACACAUGGGGGGGGGGGGGGGGGGGCAUUAGUUUUUCCUAUUACAAAUAAUGUCUUUGCAGACCUAUAAACCAAUUAGUGCUUGCUUAAAAAUACAUUACACAAUUUUCAUAUUCUGAAACUAGGAGAUGCUACAAAACUAUGCAAAACAUCUCCAAAAUAUUAAUGUUCCUGGAAUGUUGUCUGCACAAAAUUAAACCAUGACAGAAACCUUAGUUUGGAAAUGGGGAAACAGAAUGAGAUAAUAAUAAUAAUAAAUAAAACAAAAAAAAUCAACAUUUACAUUAUAAUUGUCCCACAAUGUUGUGGCACAAAGUAUUAAGAAGAUGUUUCCCCAUUGAAUUGGGUAUGAUCUUUUGGUUUGACUUGUAAUAUGCAGCAUUGUAAUGAAGAUGGAAACUGGAAGAAAACAACAAUGUCAAAACAGUUGUUUCUCCUGGAUCUUCCCUUAGAUGUGAUAGGAAAAUAAGAGAGAGGAAUAGAAACCAGCACGGACGUGGUUCACACUUACAGCCAACAUAGGACAUAAUAGUUUAAUACUAGUUUGCUACACCUUAAUGACCUGCAGUAAUUUAGUCAACAAAGUAUUCCAUGCUGUCCUAAUGUCAUUCAGAUGAGAUUCUGGCCCAUGACUGGAUAUUCAUAGAGAGAUCCUGGGUCAUAGAAUUCAUUACAAUUUUUUUUGCUAAAUACUAAGCAUGACUCAUUGUAUUAUUUGGGUUGAUUGAUGACAAAAAGAUCCAUUUUAAAUUGAAAGUGAAGGUAGCUAAGUAUGUAAAAUGAACAACGUUGACAGGACUAUUGACCUAUUAGUAAAAUGUGCUUUCUUCUCUGAAGGCAAACAUCUCAGGCCACACCUAAUUUCUGUGAAAUCUCCGCCUCUCUCCACACAUGCAACUUGCCUUGGAGAGUUUAUUACAGUACAAAUGUGAUUUAUGAAUUGCAGACUACAUGAAAGACAAUCAGAUAACAAUGAAGAAACACUGUUAUGAAGAGGCAUUUGUCGACACUCUUUUUCACUCAUGCACAAUUGCACACCCACACACAGACACAAAACAUGCGCACACACACACACACAAAACAUGCACACACAAACAGCGUUGGUCCAUAAAAAGCCUAUUUAUAGAAUGGUUUAGUACAAAAAUUAUAUAUAUUUUCCUACAAUAGACAGAAAAAUGUACUUGGAGUGCAUCAAUGCUCUUAUUUUCACCUAUAUGAGACCUUUUAUUGUCGUUUCCACGUUACCUUACUUUCCAACUCUGACCUCUCAUUACUGAAGCACUAGCACUUUUUUAACUUUGAAGAUUAGUCCAUGUCAUUUUCAAUACAUAAUGAUGAUUCUUUUCCCUUCUUUUCCAUUUUUAGGAUUACUUCCUCAACAUAAAAUCAUAAAAAUAUUCAGUACGAUGCCAUAAAUCAAUUUACCUUUUUAAUUGUAUGUGAUUGUAUUAUUAUUUACAGUACAAUUACUUAAUUCAGUUAUUAAUUUUAAUGUUCCACACAGCUUCUUAGGCCUACAUACAAGCCAUGCAAACUAACAUGUUGUGGAUGAAACUAUCUUGAAAGUGAAUCAGUCUUUUGGUCUUUUUGGUGCAUAAAAAAUAUGUGACGCCUGUUCUCCUAGGAUUAUAAAUCGUAUACAAUGGUAUAUUCUUCUGCAACGUUUUUGUAAUAUGAAUCUGUGCCUCUUCAGUGGUCUUAAUUGAAUAAUUGUGUAAACUAAUUUAUUUUCUUCUAAUCUUUUGGUAGCAUCACCCCUCCAGCAAAGUAUCAAGAUGAAGGAUGAUUGUUUAUAAAUGAUCAAAAAUGAUAAGUCUCAUACUGUAAAGCAGUUACCAGUGCUCCCCUUUCCAUAUUCAUUCCCUUAGCUUAGUAAACAUGCUUUUGCUAGACUUAGAUCACACCACCGUGCAACAGUACACAUUCCAACUGUCACCUUUGCAGCACAAUCAAAUGUAUAGACAAAAAUGUGUUUUCAAAGGGUUACAGUAAAUGAGUAAAACUGAAGUUACAUCAUGUAGCACAAACACUAUAAAUUUGCUAAAUGCACACGAUACAGAAGCACCUAGUUACAACACAGAAGCACAAUCAACAAAUAUUCUUAGAACUUGUUGAUGGGGAUUUUCCAAUUCUGCAUAAACUUAAAUCCAUGACAUUUCAUAGUAAACUUGCUCAGUAUAAUACUGUACAGUAUGGCAUUCACUUCUCUUUCCAGAUUUCAGCAAAAAUGAAAGUUUGAAUUCAGUCUAAACUUUGCCUCCUAAACCUUUUUAAUAAAUUGGAUCCUAUUGAGUUGUAGUCAGACCAUACCUGUCGUUUUGACUUCACCUGGGCUGUCAACCCUGCAUUGUUUAAUUCUCCUGACACAUGAGCUCAGUUUUCAGUGGAAAUGUGUAACAAUACACAGCAUAAAUCACAACCCAACAAACCAUUAAAAACUUUUGUAAACUCCUCAGUAUUUACUGUAUUCUAAAAUGAGUAAGAUAUGCAUGCAUCUUGUCAUGUAAAAAAAUGCUUUUUAUUCAGGGAGCCAUGUGUAUUAAAUUUUCUGUUGCUAUGUGACAGCUCUGACGAAUGAAUAAAUAUAAAGAAAUAUUGAUAA
Hypomesus transpacificus is the source of this 5936-nucleotide messenger RNA. RefSeq names its product 5-hydroxytryptamine receptor 4 (gene htr4). The transcript is spliced from 7 exons. Bases 301 to 1458 code for a protein of 385 amino acids. Gene Ontology annotation, biological process: chemical synaptic transmission; regulation of appetite; adenylate cyclase-activating adrenergic receptor signaling pathway. NCBI's taxonomy places the organism in Eukaryota, Metazoa, Chordata, Actinopteri, Osmeriformes, Osmeridae. Gene Ontology annotation, molecular function: G protein-coupled serotonin receptor activity. The record is from RefSeq and is a predicted model, not a curated record. Gene Ontology annotation, cellular component: plasma membrane.